UUAAAAAAUGGUUAUUUUUUCAGAAUGUUUCGGCCAAGCCUUGCCAGGUUUGUAAGAAAUGUCGGGGCUCUAGAAAAACCUGGAGUUCGGCUGAUGUGUAUGUGGCCAGAGAGGUUCGAAUCUCCUUUGAGCUUGGAAGAACUAAACCAGAUAAAAAAUACACCUGAGUACAAUAGAAAAGCUGCUGUACCUAUCAAGGCUGCUGCUAAAGAUGCAAACAUGGCAUAUUUCCAGAACGAUCUGAUGAAAAAGUUUAGUAAAAUGGUGACAAAUCAUAACGAUGGCAUGCUAGGAGAACAACUGAUGAUGAAACUUUACAAUAAAUUAAAGGAGGUUCAGCUUGAGAAAUUAAAGAAUAAUGAAAAUGUCGAGGUGGACCCGACUAGAAUUAUUUUGGCUGCUGUAGAAAAUGCUAGGCCUGUAAUGAGACUAGAGAAGGUUAAGGUUGGAGCAAUCACCUACAUGGUUCCAACACCUAUUACAUCAACAAGGUCAUAUUUUGAGGGAAUGAGAUGGAUUCAUCACGCUGCUAGAGAUAACAGGGCAAACCCAAGAUGGGUUUGGAGAAAGAAAAAUCCUAAUGAACCUGUUCCUAAAUCUGUCAGUAUCUGGGACGCCCUUGCUCGUGAAAUACUAGACGCGUACGCCAACACUGGGCGUGCUGUAGCGAAGAAAAUAGAAUAUCACAGGAAAAUGUUUAUUCUGAUUUUAAAAAUAUUAUUUAGCUUUAAAAAGGAAAUUUAA
This is a messenger RNA of Eurytemora carolleeae, 744 nucleotides long. RefSeq names its product 28S ribosomal protein S7, mitochondrial-like (gene mRpS7). The coding region runs from base 25 to 744 and encodes 239 amino acids. Lineage: Eukaryota; Metazoa; Arthropoda; Copepoda; Calanoida; Temoridae. The transcript is spliced from 8 exons. The record is from RefSeq and is a predicted model, not a curated record.